Messenger RNA from Fundulus heteroclitus (mummichog), 2062 nucleotides. Its product is annotated as sodium/calcium exchanger 1. The record is from RefSeq and is a predicted model, not a curated record. Gene Ontology annotation, molecular function: calcium:sodium antiporter activity. Gene Ontology annotation, biological process: calcium ion import across plasma membrane; cell communication; sodium ion transmembrane transport. Lineage: Eukaryota; Metazoa; Chordata; Actinopteri; Cyprinodontiformes; Fundulidae. Gene Ontology annotation, cellular component: sarcolemma; axon; postsynapse.
CAAAACCAUUCAGAUCAACAUCGUUGACGAUGAAGAGUACGAAAAAAACAAGAACUUCUUCCUAGAGAUCGGAGACCCUCAGCUGCUCGAGAUGAGUGAACGGAAAGCCGUGUUGCUUCAGGAAGUGGGUGGCUUCGUCCAGACAGACAAACAGCUGUUUGGUAGAGACAUCUACAGGAAAGUCCAAGGCAGAGAUCGCCCCGCCCUGUCCACCAUCAUCAGCAUCACAGAUGGAGGGUGUGAUGAGGUUUUAACAAAGAAGGAGGAGGAGGAGAGGCGUAUUGCAGAGAUGGGCAGACCAACGUUGGGCGAACACGUCCGCCUGGAGGUCGUCAUCGAGGAAUCGUACGAGUUUAAGAGCACGGUGGAUAAACUCAUCAAGAAGACCAACCUGGCUCUGGUGAUCGGGACCAACAGCUGGAGGGAGCAGUUUGUGGAGGCCAUCACCGUCAGCUCCGGUGAUGACGAUGAUGAUGACUGUGGGGAGGAAAAACUGCCCUCCUGCUUCGAUUACGUCAUGCACUUCCUGACGGUCUUCUGGAAGCUUCUGUUUGCCUUCGUUCCUCCCACGGACUACUGGAACGGCUGGGCCUGCUUCGUCGUCUCCAUCUUCGUCAUCGGCAUGCUGACCGCCGUCAUCGGCGACCUGGCGUCGCAUUUCGGCUGCACGGUCGGCCUCAAAGACUCCGUCACCGCGGUGGUGUUCGUGGCUUUGGGCACGUCAGUACCAGACACCUUCGCCAGUAAAGUGGCGGCCAUCCAGGACCAGUACGCCGACGCCUCCAUCGGGAACGUCACAGGAAGUAACGCUGUCAACGUCUUCCUGGGCAUCGGCGUGGCGUGGUCCAUCGCCGCCAUCUAUCACUACAGCAAGGGCCAGGAGUUCAGGGUGGACCCAGGAACGCUGGCCUUCUCCGUCACUCUCUUCACCAUCUUUGCUUUCAUCUGCAUCGCCGUCCUGAUUUACCGGCGCCGGCCGUCCAUCGGCGGGGAACUCGGUGGUCCACGAAUUCCUAAAAUCCUGACCACCUGCCUGUUCUUCAGCCUGUGGUUGAUGUACAUCGUCCUGUCGUCUCUGGAGGCCAACUGCCACAUAAAGGGCUUCUAGGAGCUUCAGGUUCUGAUGGAUUCUCACCGGUUCCAUUGGGACAGGUUCCUGCUGACUUACGGGUUCCUUUAAUGUGUCUGUUUCUGUAAAGAAGUUCUGAUGGUUCUGGCUUCAGAACCUUUGAAUGUUUUGACAGAUUUUUUGUUUUAAGCGAGAUGUUUGGGUCAGUUCUGCUGGUUCCUGUUGUUUUUGACUAGAUUUUCAUUUCCCGGAGCUUCUGGUUGGGUGCUCCGGUUCAGGUGACGGUUCUGGUUGCUGGUCAGAGUUUUGGGCUCUUGGUGAACAGCUGGUUCUUUGUGUUCUGGUUUCUGUAGAACCUACUUUAAAACAGCCAAACGGACUCAGAAUGCAGGUUGAACUCAGCAUGUUUUCCUCUUCUGUGAUCUUAUAGUUUACUGUCAGAGUAUUUAAAAGGAGUUCUUUCAGGUUUUUUGAAGUUCUGCAGGUCCAAACACCUUCAAUGGGUUUUAUCAGCAGCCACGAAGGAUUUUAGCAUCUUUUCAAGACUCUUCAAAUGAUGUCUUCGUCUGUCGGUUUGCCUCAACAUGUAAUAGAUGCAAUGGGCCAAUGAAAUGAAAUAAGCUUCACUUGGUUCUUCACUGAGACGGGUUCUCUGGGUUUGGAUGAAAAGCCUUAUAUGCUCAUGGGCUGUAAAGAUUCAAGUAGAACAUCUGGGUUUCCGGGUUCUUCCAUCGUACUGCCUUGGCGUCUGUUUUGGACCAUGGGUGACCCAGUCUUCGGUCCAUUUCCCCGGGUGAUGACUCCUCCACCGUUAGCUGUGCACCUUUGGUUCUGCAUGAAGCCACAACGGAGACCAUGAGCAGAACUCAGUUCAUCCUCAGAGAUCCCUUCGUUUUUAUUCUGUGAUGUGAUUGGUUGUUUGCGUGAUGUCAAUCUAAGAUAGUUCCUGAAUGCGGUUUCUCCUCAAAAUAUUAAAUCCAUUAUUUUAAUUGA